Molecule: messenger RNA, 3825 nt
Organism: Synchiropus splendidus (mandarinfish)
Lineage: Eukaryota; Metazoa; Chordata; Actinopteri; Syngnathiformes; Callionymidae
Gene: sycp2
Product: synaptonemal complex protein 2
Exons: 40
Coding region: 115-3513 (1132 amino acids)
Source: RefSeq, a predicted model, not a curated record
CCGACAUCGGAGGAAUCGAUUUUUCAGGAUCCGCACGUCACCACUUGGCGGGAGUCACCACUUGGCGGGAGCGACGGCUGAGUUUUGACAAGUUGCCUUUUCCGACGAAAUUUGAUGCAUUCUGGAACUUCGGGCAUAAUUAAAAAAAGCCCAUCUCAAAUAAACCUUGAAAAUAGUUUCAGCAUGGCAGUCAGGCAAGAUACACAGUUGGAGAAAGUGAUUGAAGAUGUGUUGAAGAGUGGAAGACUUGAGGAACUGGACGGACACCUGCAAAACAUAUUUAGUGACGCAAAACCGGUCGAAUGCUCCAAAAACUUUGUAUCAAAGUUGGACAAACUGAUGCGCAUGGCUUUAGACCGUUAUGAUUAUAAAGCCGCCACUGUGUGCCUAAAUAUAAUUGGUGAACAUGGGAAACAUCUGCACAUCACUGGCUGUGGUCCAGGGCUGAGUGGAAUCAUAACUCAAGGCUUGGUUAAGAAGAUGGUGCAGUGGUUUGAGAAAUGCAGAAACCUCUGGAUAAAUAGUGGCCCAUGCUGGAACGAAACCAUGCUCUGCCUUUGUGAAGAUUUCUCAGACACUUUACUGGAGGUACAUGGAGCAUGCGAUGAAGGAACAAGUGAAGUCACAGAGUCCUUCUUGUAUUUGCUCGGCCACUUGGCAGUAGAUACCAGAAUUCAUAUCCUGAUCCGAAAAUAUGUGUUGCGCAAGUUUAAUAUAAUUCUGGACAAAAUCCCAGCAGCACUGAAAAAGAAGAAAAUCUCGUCAUGGGAAGAAGCAUCAGAUAUAAUGCUCAAGCUCGCUGCUCAGAUGUUAGAUUGUGGAGACUAUGACUUUCAGACUGCCCAGACGGAGUCGUUGUGCAGGAUGACGUCUCCUAACCAUAGGAAGGAGCUGGCAGAUGAGUGGUUCAGCAUUGGCCAUGUGGCCGCUGCCUUCAUGAAGAUUCGCAACUCAGAGUUUGAGAUUGAUUGCCGGAAGUUCCUUAACUUGGUAAAUGGGAUGCAGGGAGACAGGAGGAGAGUUUACUCCUAUCCGUGUUUGAAGACUUUUCUGGACCACCAUGAGUUGUUAAUGCCAGAGGAUGACAAUCUUGAAGAAUUCUGGAUCGAUUUCAACGUCGGCAGUCGCAGCAUUUCAUUUUACUUCAGUUUGGCUCAGAGUGGACAAUGGGAUACAUUCACUGUCAUUGAGAAUGAGGUGGAAAGCUAUACUGUUUAUGAGAAGGGUCAAAGGAAGGUCUUACAAAUUAGGCUGUCUGUGGUGGUGCAUUUGGGUUCGGUGGAAGGAUCGAGUCUUUCCAUUCACUUCUGCUCAACAUUAGACAUCCAGCAGGCCGUGUGUAGAGUCUUUGGGGAAAAUAAACGAAAGAGUUUCAUUGCCCAGAACAAAUCAGUAGUGAAAACUGACAUAUGCAUUCAAAUGGUAGAAGACGGCUCUCAGACGGUGGCUGUCGUCCCCGAGAGUCCAAUGUCUCAUGGCGAAAGUCAGAAUAAUUCAUCUCCAUAUCGCCUUGACAGAACACAGUUGAACACAUCUGAACAGUGCAACGCAUCACAACAGUCGUUGAUCAACACAGGCGACAAAUACAAAACGAAUGUUCCUGUCCAAAUGGGCCGAGCUGAACUGCUGACUCAACAUUCUCAGGAUUGUGUCAUACGUGACACUCAGCCAAACACUGGAAAAAACACAUCCAUGAGAUGCAGGAGACAGUCAAUCUCUGAAACGAUAUCGAAGCCAACACAGAAAAUGAGCUCACUGCCAACACUGGACUUUGCUUCUGCAUCUACAAACUCUAUUACUAUGGAGGCUGAAAAACAGGCCAAUGAAAGUCUACAGAAGCAAACCAGAGACUGCAAAAGUAAAGAGAAGAAUCAGACGCAUGCAGUUGCUGGCAACAUGGUCAAGAUAAUCUCAAAAAAACAAAAAGCUGUGAGUCCUCUUCCUGCGACCAGACCAGUCUCAAAUACAACUUGGUUGUCUACCUUCAAAGUAAGUGAGCAAUGUGGAAGACGAAGCAUAAAUAAAUCCAGAGAAAGCUUUGCGAAAGAAAGAGAUGACGUUUUCACCUUCAAGUCUGAGGGGAGGAGAACGUCUGUCAGCAAUUCCAUGGCUUUACCAAACAGUGACCGUCACAAGAAAGGACCCCAGCCAAAGAAGAAUAUUAACAAGAAUUUGAAAGGGCAUUUAUUUAGUAGCUCAAAUACAGAUCAUUCCUUGGAUGUCAGAUGGCUGAAGGAACCGAAUAAGAAGCAGUGUGUUGCCACAUAUUCCCGAAAGUUGCCCAUCAAGUCGGCCUCUCAUAUAACUGCUGACCCUCAGGACAGACCCCAAGUAUCCCCCAAACUGGAGACAGCGGACUCGAAGAAGCCAGCGCAGCAGCCAAACAAGCGUGUGAAGUCUGCAGCAGCUGUUGAAACACAGCACAACACCAGUCGGAGACCCCAGAGAGCUGCAGCCAGUUGCAUCAAGAACUACAGAGAGACUGACACGGAUGACAGCCAAUCAGCAUCAGAAUGCUCAGUGGAUGAGGAGACAUUCAGAUUCAGCCGGAGGAGAAAGACAAAGAAACCCAUCUCUCCCAGCAGCCCACCAGAGACAGUGAUGGAUUCUCCUGUUUCCAAGAAAUAUUGCGUUGAUCAGCCGAUGAAUGGGGUGAAAAACUGGGAGGGCGAACGCAGAGAGUGGACAUUGGACAGCAGAAAACAAAGUGAUAGUGAAAGUUGCCAGAAAACGCUUUACUCCAAUGAGGAUAUGACUCAGCUUCAAUCCCUUGAAUCAGGACCGUGCCCUGGACUGUUCACCUCCAGUGACUCAGAGGCAGAAGAGAUACAGGAAAGCAAGUUCAAAUCCGAAGCAAGUAGCAAACUGCGAGUAAAACCAAGAAAGCUGUUCAAUUAUGUAGAUAACAAGCUGUCUGUCGAAUCCGAGAAGGGCCAGGUGGUGUCUGCAGGAGUUGAUGGGGAAGAUGACGGUUAUUCAUUUCAGGGUGAUGUGGAUGUGUCUGAUGUCUCUGUAAAGCCACAGAACCUUUUCCAGCAACCCAACCUUGAAACCAAGAAGCUCCAGAUGAUGGAGCUUUACCACCAGCAGUCACUUAAGAUAGUCCAGCAACAUGUGUCCUCCAUCAGUAUGCUGAUUCACAAAGACAGAAUUCAAAGGCUUGACGAAUUCCGGCAGAUUCUUCAAGGGGAGAUCCAAAACCUGGAGGAAAAUGACUUGACUCUGAAAACCAUGGAGAAAGACCUAAAUACAUACUUGAAGACACAGUCGACAUCAUUUCGCUCUUAUAAUGAGCGAGAAAAAAAGAGCAAUGAAACCUUGAAAACUGUCCUCCAGGGUGCCAUGUGUCAGGCCUUGCAGGGCGAGGAGAGGAUAUUCACAACCCAGAUGGGCCUGUUAAAAAAGGAGAUGAAGUCAAUUCAGGACAGACUUAUGAUUGAGAUGGAACAGGAACAAAUUAAAUCCAUUAAGCAAGACUUGUAUGCAUCUAUUUUCUCAGAGAGCGAAAUGUAGGCAGCGCUGAGUUUUGUUGAAGGUUUUUCCUCCUGUUACUCGGAGGUCGUGUGGUGCGCUGCUGGCCUCUUCAUACCCCAGUUAAUUCACAAAUGUUUUCAUGGUGCGUUCAUUGGCGUUUUGUUCUGACCUUGAUGUGUUCUUUCAAUUUCUGAACGCGUUUAGGAGCUUGGCCCUGAACUUAAAUAACAUAUGUUACUGUACUAAUUUCAAAUGUUCUCUGAAAAUUUAUGUUUGCUUAGCUCUGAGCUUAUUUGAAUUAAUUUGAAAUGCUUUUCAGUUAACUUUAUUAAAAAUUGUUACUGUACAUAA